Molecule: messenger RNA, 1645 nt
Organism: Vanessa tameamea
Lineage: Eukaryota; Metazoa; Arthropoda; Insecta; Lepidoptera; Nymphalidae
Product: myrosinase 1-like
Exons: 9
Coding region: 32-1525 (497 amino acids)
Biological process (GO): carbohydrate metabolic process
Molecular function (GO): beta-glucosidase activity
Source: RefSeq, a predicted model, not a curated record
CGUCGUGCGAACGUCCAGCCAGUGAGUUGAGAUGUAUAGUCGGAUCGUUAUAGUUUUUACGCUGUUCGUGGCCUUGGAGGCUGGCAGCGCACAUUACGUCACUCAAGAAAGAGUAUGCUUUCCCGAAAGUUUUCAGUUCGGCGUGGCAACAGCCUCCUACCAAAUCGAAGGGGCGUGGAAUGUAUCAGGCAAAGGUGAAAGUAUAUGGGAUAGCUAUACCCACAUGUACCCUGAACGAAUAUUCGAUCACAAAACUGGAGACGUCGCUGCCGAUUCCUAUCACUUGUUCAAGGAAGAUGUGAAACUCAUGGUAAAGCUGGGCGUUCAGUAUUAUCGUUUCUCGAUUUCAUGGCCGAGAAUCCUUCCCAACGGCUUAAGCAACGAAAUAAAUAAAGAUGGUAUCAGAUACUAUAAUGAACUCAUGGACGAAUUGAUUCAAAAUAAUAUACAACCGAUGGUAACCAUGUACCACUGGGACCUGCCUAAGAGUCUCCAAGAAUUGGGUGGCUGGACCAACCCCAUCAUUGCUGACUAUUUUGUGGAUUAUGCCAGAGUUCUGUUCAAUAAUUUUGGGAACAAGGUGAGCGCUUGGUUGACAUUCAAUGAACCAUUAUCAUUCUGUCAAGGCGGGUACGGCGGGCUGGACGCGCCGGGUGACCAAGCAAGUGGUUUUGAAGACUAUCUCUGCGGACACAAUGUCCUUCGGGCUCAUGGAAUGGUGUACCGCAUGUACCAGGAAGAAUUCGAGGCAAAACUCUUGACAAGCGUCGGAAUUACACUAGAUUUUUCAUGGCUUGAGCCAGCAAUGGAGUCAUUAGAAGAUAAAAUUGCUGCAGAAACGGCUAGACAGUUCUUUUUCGGCUGGUUCGCACAUCCCAUUUUUUCAUCCAUUGGUGACUAUCCACAAAUUAUGAGGAAAAGAAUCGAUUCUAUAUCCAAAAAGCAAGGAUUCCACCGCUCUCGCCUUCCAUAUUUUACGACUGAAGAAAUAGAAAUGAUACGAGGUUCAGCAGAUUUUCUGGGUUUAAAUCAUUAUACAACUUACUUGGUGGCUAAGAGCAAAAAGAAGAUCUCGUCUGAGCCGUCUUUCGCAGCUGACAUGGGAGGAAUAAUAUCCCAGAAAUCAUCUUGGCCUAAGUCCAAUUCAACUUGGUUGAAGGUCGUGCCGUGGGGCUUCAGGCUGUCCUUGAACUGGGUGAAACGUGCUUACAACAAUCCUCUUGUUGUUAUCACGGAGAACGGAGUUUCACUCGAGAAAGGUUUGCUGGACAAACGACGUAUUGAAUACAUAGACGGAUACCUCAAAGCGUUACACACCGCCAUUACAAAGGAUCACUGCAACGUGUACGGAUACACUUAUUGGAGCCUGAUCGAUAACUUUGAAUGGACCAGAGGAUAUUCAGAGCGUUUCGGUUUAUACCAAGUAGAUUUCGAUUCUCCAAACAAGACUCGGAAGCCAAGAAUAUCCAGUGAAUACUACGCAAGAGUUGCCCGUACCAAAUGUCUGCCGAUAUGGGAUUUCUAAUUUGGAAAUUAAUUUAAAAAAAUAUAUUAAUUGUGAAUAACAUGGUGGAGUAAAUAGAUCUGUAGCGUUUAAUUAAAAUCAACGUUUCCUUAUUGUUGUAAUGAAUUGUUUUUACUCGAG